Pygocentrus nattereri (red-bellied piranha) is the source of this 4831-nucleotide messenger RNA. RefSeq names its product chromosome 12 C3orf70 homolog (gene c12h3orf70). The coding region runs from base 484 to 1287 and encodes 267 amino acids. Lineage: Eukaryota; Metazoa; Chordata; Actinopteri; Characiformes; Serrasalmidae. The record is from RefSeq and is a predicted model, not a curated record. The transcript is spliced from 2 exons.
GAAGGAGAGAGAAGGGAGUGAGAAGAAGGGAGCGGAAGAGUCGCUCGGAGGAAGCGCCCAUCAUUCUUCUGUGCUCUGCCUCUGAGCGGAGGCGAGUCCGGAGGCUGUGGGCGCUCUGAGGCUCUCAGCGCAGGUCUCGCUUUACGCGACGGUCACAUUCGGCUUUUUUGUUGUAGAAGCUACACGCGCCCUGCUGGCCUGUGCGCGAGCGCUGUGUUUAGGAGCAUUACAUUAAACUGGCUCUUUGAAGAAGAACGCGAGCGUCUGCGCGCGAGGAACUCGUCAUAUAUCGUUCUGAACAUUAAUCGUGAUCCUGAGCGCUGAAUUUCUGGACUCGGACACACAUGCGUGUCCACUCUGCCUCCCGCGCUGAGCUCUACUGUCGCUUUCCUCCAGCUGGCUGGUGAUUUGAGGACUGCAGCCUGCGCUCCUUCAGGUCCGAUGCGGUGCUCCGGGCGGAUCUGAUCCCAAACAGGGAUCGCCAUGGCCGCGUCUGGCGGACACAAGAGCGAGAAGUUGGACGAGGCUCAGGCUCUGGCCAAAAGCUGCGCCGGACGGCCGGAUUUCUUGCCCUGCGAUGGACUGUCCAUCUGCGCCACGCACAGCCACGGCAAGUGCUUCAAGCUGCACUGGUGCUGCCAUCUGGGCUGGUGCCACUGUAAAUAUGUCUACCAGCCUAUGACCAGUGUUUGCCAGCUUCCCAGCACCUCAGUUCCUGCCACUCCCUCAGACCACACCCAAACAAUGAACUUGUCCAUCUCCCUGACCGAACGCCUCCUCAGGACUGCCCCCAACUUCAGAGCCCCACCCUGUCCAGAGUCACCCAAGUUUUGCAUCAUCUCUGACCUGUUUGUUGACGACUACAUUGUGAAACGGAUCAAUGGAAAGAUGUGCUACGUGCAGCGACCGCCCCCAUCAAUGCCCAGUCCACCACAGCAGUCGCAGGCUUUGCAAACCCAGUCAUCCAAUCAGAGGGUCCAUAAGCAAGCGGCCCAAGUGGGUCAAACUCAAGGUAAGCAAAGCCAAAAAGCAGGUCCCAAAAUGGACCACUGUUCCUCACCAUCCAGCUCAGAAGAUUCCGGCAUCAAUGCGUUGGGUCUGCAUUACAUGGAGUCGUGUGACGAAGACUCCUGUGAGGAUGAUGAGGAUGAAGAAGAGGAGGAUGACGAGUUGAGCACAGAUGGAGACUCUAGUCCUGGUAGCCUCUGGGAGCAAGAUGAAUGCACCCUGCUUUCACCAUCCAAGUCUACAGUGGAGAUCAUUGAGAAAAUUGAGACGACUGUCUGAUGCAUUAAGACGUUUUGCAGACAAUACAAGCCUCAUCUGUCCUAUAGUUUUCAACUUGAGGAUGGGAUUUGAUCACCGGUUGGCUAAACAAGAGCUCAACCAAAGAGCCAAGAGGACACAAACACUCACACUGUCUGAUAGUGCACUUGAGAUGUUUCUCCCUUCUCUCUCUCUUGAGGUUGGAACUUCCUCCAUGGUCCUUCUCUCCAUCACCUUCACUUAUCUUAUAUACAGUCUUCUCUUGGCAUGGUGACCCUGCUAUGGAUUUACAUCCAAUGGAGUUAAAACAUACAGUGAAGAUUAUGGCCACAAGUUUUGUAAGCGGUGGAAUACUUUCUUCCCCAACAGAAGGAGCAAGUUCAUACUUGAAAGUGAUAAUAUGGUUUAAAAUUAAUUUUCGCACGUACACAAACACAUUCACACUCUAAACAAGAUGGAGCAAGGGCUACCUCUGCAGAAGAAACCUACGAUGGAGUUUAUCCCCAAAGGAACUGAAAUGUAAUCUGGCAGAUACAUUGGAAAUCAAAGGAAGAGAAAGGAGGUCUGAAAAAUGAGAAAUACCAUCCACCAUUCAGUGGAAAAAGGGGAAAAAAGAGAGAGGGAAAAGAGGAAAAGAGAGAGAGAGAAAGGCAGAUGGAGUUAGAGACUCUCCCGCUUGCUGUAAGCAGGAUCCAUUUGAACUGUGACUAAAUGAUGCAUGAAUUUAGAAGACUGUAAUGAGAUGGUAUGAAGAAAAAGGGGGCCAAGGCUCUAUGCUCUAGGGUACUCCUGUCCCACUGCCCCCUAAAACCUCUCCCACAGCCUCAUGUGGAGCUGCAAAGGCCAUAUUGCCACCCCACCAACCCUCCGUGCACAGCUCUGAAGACUUACACGAGAUUAUAGCUUUUUGACAAUCAUGUAAGGAUAGCAGUCUGUGCUGUAGUUUCAAAGAACUGAUCUGCAGCACAACAUCAAGGAAGAGAUGCCAUGUUCUCUCCUGGAAGCGCAGAGCAGGAUACUUUGAAUGUUUUGUGUUGUGUUUUGGAUGCUACCAUGCCACUGUCAUUGUAGAAGAGCUAUGGAAUCACAGGAAUGUGCAGUGUCAUUGAAAUAUGAACUCUUUGAAAGCUAAUCAAGGCACUAGUUCCGAAAGCAGUGUUCACAUCUUUAAAUAUACUAGAAUGUCCCAAGGUUCUUCGGUUGCAAUGUUUCUUUCUAGACAAAAGCCUCAGCCUGUUUAGUAACCAAUGACAUAUGACCUAAGCACAUGACACGCUCACUCCACCACGUUUGGAUGGAAGUGCAGAUCUGUACUAUAAUAGAACAUCAAAGUGGGCCAAAAUUGUCUCUUCAUGAUUAGAGAUGCAUUAUAGAAUGCUUAGACUCUGAAACUGGCAGCCCACAACACCUAAAAGCACAGCCUGCAUGGGCCUAAGAGCUAUGAGCCAACAGAAUCAGAGACUACUUAAGUAAAGCCAACACAACCACUGAUUAUUACUGUAAGUGCAUGAAACCGCUACAGUGUGAUAUAACUGUGAGGAUUUGGCUAUUAGUCUCAGACGUAAAUGAGCUUGAAAUGAUGCCCAGGAUGGCGUGAUCCUACAAUCCUUUCUCUGCAGAGGGUGGGUGUACAGUUUUUUUUUUUUGUUAUUUAAUAAGGUAAUAAAACUGUACACGAUUUUCAUGUUGGCUUCGGAAAUCCCUGAUGUGUUUUAAAUGGGAUUACAAUUGUAUUCAAAUCAGAUUCAGACUGUUAUGCAACUGAAUCUCUUAAUGGCAUUAAGAAAGAGAUGGUCAAGGAUCACUUUUGCUGUCCUCACAGGAGUGGAGACUAAAACUAAGGAGACUUUGUUGACAACUACUCCUGUCCAUCUCUGAUGAUGGCUCUAGUCUGUGACCAUAGCUUCCUGUUGCACGAACCCAUGUAGUCUAUAAGCACAGAACAUUAUCACUUCCUGAGCAGAAAUGUCCAUUUUGGGGCUGUUUAAGUAGAAGAUCGAAUGGACCCAUUAUGUACCCCUGAGGAACCCCACACCCAAUUAUUUGUAUGAUUACCUCUCCUGCUGUUGGAUGAAUGAAUGGGUAUCCCUGUGUGUCUGCAGUUUCAUAUCAGGGAAUAAUAUUGUAGCUAUAAACAUAUACUGUAGAUACACAAAUGUUUAUCGCACAUUUAAAUAUUCCCCUUCUUUUUUUCUUAUAUCAGUAAUUGUUAACUUAUCUCUUAUUUUUCUUAUAAACAAAUCUAAAAAUAAAAAAAAAACAUGCUGAAGUCUGUUAUUUUGUUUUUAUCUGAAAUUACACUGUUUUACUGUGUUCAAGAGCUUGGUUCAUUAAUGAGGCUAAUGGAUGAAUCAGCAGGGAAUAGUCUUAGUAAUUCCCCAGCAUAAUAAACAUAAUCCUUUCAAUGGGUUGGAAACAGCUUGUGUGAAAUUUUAACUCAUCCUAGUCAGCAGACAAACAGAUGGAACAUUAAAAAGGGUGGAACAGAGAUGCCGACCAGGAGAGUGCAGUGGAAAACUUUGCACAUCAUCGUGAAGAAAACAUCUAGACUUUCAGAGCCAGGUAUCAUGUAUCAUAUCGGCCAUCAGCAAAAACCAUGAAAGGUUUUAGAGUGACUUCUAAAUAGAUGAGAUCAGGGUAUUACUGAAUGCGCUAGGUAACAUGAUACAUGUGAAUACUGCAGUGCAGUUUCAAGCUAUGGUAAGUCUUUGCCAGGGAGAAAUUUUAUGCAUAUGCCACUAUCACAGCACAUAUGCUUUUUCUAAAGAGGAUCUGGCAGCUCUGGAUUUUCCAGCUCUCACAACACUAUUAUAUUUUGACAUACAGCUAUUUUAGUGUUUAAUUGUUUACAACAAGGCUUGCCUUCACACUCCAUGUUGACCAUUACAACUGUCAAAAACAGGAUUCCAGAAAUGAAAGAAGGCUGCAGUGUUACACAAACAAAUUAUGUUAUCAAAUAUUUCUUUUUUCCAAAGACUAACCACCAACAUAUUGUAUUACAAAUAAAAGGAUGUGCAUGUAUUGUUUUUGGGGAAUUCCACAGAUUAAAUUUUUUUUUUGCAUAAUUAAAUAGUUAAGAUGUGAAAGUAAUUCAGAGAGAUUUCAUGUGAAAGGCUCUGUUCUAGAGAAACAUCAGAGUCAGAACUGUUUACAGAGGUGGUGAUAGGAACCAGAUGUCUGAAGAGUUUAAUGCCUCAAAGCUCCCUCAAAGAAAGCUAUUACACGAAAUGGUAAUGAACACUGCCUGAUGCCCGAGACAUUUGUUUCACGCUGUUUUAAAACUGUAUUUUUAUAAGCACUUAUAAACAUGUUCAUAACAUUAUUAUGCAUUCAUAAGGCUGACAAAUACAACUUACAAGCUCUUAUAAUGGGUUAUAUUAUCAUGUAUGUUAAUAACAACCUAAAAUCAUAAUGAGAAAUAAAAAAACUGUGUAUGUGUUUGGGCAUGUUUGUUAGUCAAAAUACACUCUGCAUUCCAGUUUUGUUGGCACAAUAUAAUGUUAUGUACACUACUUAUAAUAUGUUCACAAUAAAUGCACAAUAAAUAUUUAUGAUGCCUUAUAAA